Coregonus sp. 'balchen' is the source of this 1320-nucleotide messenger RNA. The record is from the annotation of a GenBank genome assembly. NCBI's taxonomy places the organism in Eukaryota, Metazoa, Chordata, Actinopteri, Salmoniformes, Salmonidae.
AUGGUGGAGAUCGUGGGCAUGGACGACUUGGGGGUUGGCAUCACCCUGGGUGCCCACCAGUCCAUCGGCUUCAAGGGCAUCCUGCUGUAUGGCAACCCUGCCCAGAAAGAGAAGUACCUGCCCAAAUUGGCCAAAGGUAAGAACCAGCCAAAGACCCUUCAGGUUGAAACGUGGCAUUGAAUAAACUGUGAGAGCAUUCAACAGUGACUGAGUAUCUAUUUAUCUUUCAAGACAGCUGGAGCUAGUAUCAUUUUUUACCAGAAAGAAUGGUGUGAAUACUUAGUCAAUCUCGUUCAACCACUAUUCUUCAGACUGGCUUAGUCUUUGCAUGGAGUUGUGGAUCAAAUAGGUCCUGUGUGUGGGACUGAUGGAUGUUGUACUUUCCUCUGUGUGUGUGUGUGUGUGUGUGUGUGUGUGUGUGUGUGUGUGUGUGUGUGUGUGUGUGUGUGUGUGUGUGUGUGUGUGUGUGUGUGUGUGUGUGUGUGUGUGUGUGUAGGAGAGAUGAUAGCAGCGUUCUGUCUGACUGAGCCGGCCAGUGGUUCUGACGCUGCUUCUAUUAAGAUCAUAGCAGUACGCUCGCCCUACAGAGAGUACUUUACACUCAAUGGAGGCAAGAUUUGGAUCAGGUAGGUGGACACACACACACACACACACACACACACACACUAGUCCAGGUUUUUUCUAUCCACAUGGGGGCAGUAUUGUUCAGUAUGCAUUCACGAUCAGUGAAUUUAUCCCGGGCAUCAAUGGUUUACAUUUCGCCUAUCUUACUGUCCCUCAUAGCAAUGGAGGCCUGGCUGAGAUCUUCACAGUAUUCGCCAAGACCCCGUGAAAGAUGAGAAGACGGGAGAGAUGAAGGACAAGAUCACUGCCUUCGUGGUGGAGAGGAGUGACACAGUGAGUAGUUAGACGGGUGGAUGAGGUUAGUGAGGGAGCGGGAUUGAUGAUUCAGAGAUAAUGAGAUGAAUGUGUUAUCCUGACCUUUUCAAGUGGAAAAUCUGGUUAUUACAUUUUCACAAAUCCUCUGUUCUUUCUUCCAACCUUGCCCUCCUUCCCUCACCUUCCCCUCAUCCCUCUCUACCCCUAUCCUCAUCUUCUGCUCCUCCUUCUACCCCCUCCCCUCCCAGUGGCCCCCCAGAGAAGAAGAUCAAGGCAUCCAACACGGCGGAGAUGUUCUUUGAUAACGUGCUCGUGCCCGCCGACUGCGUCCUUGGCGAGGUGCGUGGCGGCUUCGAGGUGGCCAUGAACAUCCUGAACAACGGACGCUUCGGCAUGGCCGCCGCCCUCUUCGGCACCAUGAAGGGAGUCAGUUAUCAGUAA